GACACCAAAAUAAAAAAAGAGAGAAGAAAGAAAGUAUUGAAGUUUGAUUCCAGAAAGGUCUGAAUUCUGAGGGUUCACCUAAACCGAAGCCGCAUGAGUAGUUAGGACAAUAAAGAUCCACCAACAAAAGUGCCAUGGACGACCAUUUUUCUUUAUUGAAGGUCCAAUGGGGUUGUUUAGGUAGUUAAGCGAUUAAAAGAGAGUGCAAGAGAACACAACAUUUCGGAAACUUUCACUGUUUUUUUCGCCAAACCCAUUGGUUACAUACACACACACACAACAAUGGCGGACUUACCAAACCAAACGUUGGACAAUGCUUCUUUUGUUUUACUUUAAUUUUUUUUUCUUCCCCAUUUGCUCUUUCUCCCCCUGACAAUCCAAAGUUCCUUCCUUUACUUUAAAACUCAACACACACAGAGAAACAGAGAGAGAAAGAGAUGGCGACCAUUGCUGGAACAUGUCCUUUAGGAACAUUGCUCAGAAACAGUGUCUCAGAAAACAAUAGGAAGAACUCUGUGGUUCAUUAUGAGGGGCUUAGGUUGCCACAGAGAACGCAAAUUCCUUCUUCACUUACAACUAGUCCAAGCCACUACAUUUCAGCUUCUUCAUCUCCAAGAUGCAGGACAAUCAAGGCCAUGGCUUCCUCAAGCGUUGCAGCACCAAAGAGAGAAAAGGAUCCAAAAAAGAGGGUAGUUAUAACAGGAAUGGGUCUUGUGUCAGUCUUUGGCAGUGACAUUGAGACCUUUUACAACAAACUUCUUGAGGGAGAAAGUGGGAUAAGCCUAAUAGAUAGGUUUGAUGCCUCAAGUUUCUCUGUCCGAUUUGGAGGUCAGAUACGUGAUUUCUCUUCAGAAGGUUACAUUGAUGGCAAGAAUGAUCGGCGCCUUGAUGAUUGCUGGAGGUAUUGCAUUGUAGCAGGCAAAAGGGCACUCGAUGAUGCCAACCUUGGACAACAAGUCCUUGACACUAUGGACAAAACAAGAAUAGGAGUUCUGGUGGGAACAGGAAUGGGAGGUUUAACGGCUUUCUCUUCUGGUGUGGAAUCUCUUAUCCAGAAGGGAUAUAAGAAAAUUACACCAUUUUUCAUUCCCUACUCCAUCACCAACAUGGGUUCUGCUUUGUUGGCUAUAGACACAGGCCUAAUGGGUCCAAAUUAUUCCAUUUCCACUGCUUGUGCAACAGCAAAUUACUGCUUUUAUGCGGCUGCUAAUCACAUCAGAAGAGGUGAAGCAGAUAUCAUGGUGGUUGGUGGGACUGAGGCUGCAAUCAUGCCUACUGGUGUUGGGGGUUUCAUUGCUUGCAGGGCUUUGUCUCAGAGGAAUGAACACCCCAAGAAGGCUUCACGACCAUGGGACAAAGAUCGUGAUGGCUUUGUAAUGGGUGAAGGAUCUGGUGUGCUGAUAAUGGAGAGCUUGGAGAGUGCAACGAAGAGGGGAGCCACGAUAAUAGCAGAAUAUUUGGGAGGUGCCAUAACAUGUGAUGCUCAUCACAUGACUGAUCCAAGAUCUGAUGGACUAGGAGUUUCAUCUUGCAUAACCAAGAGUUUAGAAGAUGCUGGAGUUUCUCCCGAAGAGGUGAACUAUGUGAAUGCUCAUGCCACAUCAACAUUGGCUGGUGAUCUGGCUGAAGUUAAUGCAAUCAAAAAGGUUUUUAAGGAUACAUCAGAGUUAAAAAUGAAUGCAACUAAGUCAAUGAUUGGACAUGGUCUUGGGGCUGCUGGUGGUUUGGAAGCCAUAGCAACUAUCAAAGCCAUAACAACUGGUUGGGUGCAUCCAACCAUUAACCAAGAUAACUUGGAGCCUAGUGUUACAAUUGACACAGUCCCUAACGUUAAGAAGCAGCAUGAAGUUAAUGUUGGUAUAUCCAACUCUUUUGGUUUCGGUGGACACAAUUCAGUAGUUGUCUUUGCCCCAUUCAGGCCAUAAAGUAGAAUUGAAACUUUCUUUUUCUUUUCACAUUUUGAAAACCAAUGAUUUUUGGACAGAGCAUAGUUGUUUUAUAUGUACUGAAAUCAUAGCAGGGGGUAUGAGAGUGACUAGUCAUUAUGACAAUGUGUGGUUAAGUGUGAUGAGCAAUGAAGACAAUAAAAUGUUAUUUUCAGCAA
Molecule: messenger RNA, 2104 nt
Organism: Vigna unguiculata (cowpea)
Lineage: Eukaryota; Viridiplantae; Streptophyta; Magnoliopsida; Fabales; Fabaceae
Product: 3-oxoacyl-[acyl-carrier-protein] synthase I, chloroplastic-like
Biological process (GO): fatty acid biosynthetic process
Cellular component (GO): mitochondrion
Molecular function (GO): 3-oxoacyl-[acyl-carrier-protein] synthase activity
Source: RefSeq, a predicted model, not a curated record